Messenger RNA from Adelges cooleyi (spruce gall adelgid), 1392 nucleotides. Its product is annotated as tubulin alpha-4 chain-like. The transcript has 2 exons. Bases 1 to 1392 code for a protein of 463 amino acids. Gene Ontology annotation, cellular component: microtubule; cytoplasm. Gene Ontology annotation, biological process: mitotic cell cycle; microtubule cytoskeleton organization. The record is from RefSeq and is a predicted model, not a curated record. Lineage: Eukaryota; Metazoa; Arthropoda; Insecta; Hemiptera; Adelgidae. Gene Ontology annotation, molecular function: structural constituent of cytoskeleton; GTP binding.
AUGGAGAACAAACGUCAAGUGAUUACAAUCCACGUAGGACAGGCCGGCGUGCAGAUGGGCAAUGCCGUAUGGGAAUUGUAUGGCUUGGAACACGGAAUCGGUGAGGACGGUUUCGCUACGUCGCCCGGCGGUACCACGGACUGUCAGUCUGAAAACUCGACGUUCUACAAAGAGACCACCACCGGCAAGUACAUGCCUCGGACGGUGAUGGUCGAUCUGGAGCCCACGGUGAUUGACCAGAUCCGCGCCGGCCGCAACCGGACUCUGUUCCAUCCCGAUCAGUUGAUCUCCGGCAAAGAGGACGCGGCCAACAAUUACGCCCGCGGAUACUACUCGGAGGGCCGGCCGUACGUGGACAAGGUAAUGGACGCGGUGCGCAUGUUCACCGAGUCGUGCGGCGGCGUCCAGGGAUUCAUCAUAUUCCACUCGAUGGGCGGCGGCACGGGAUCCGGUCUGACCGGCGCGCUGUCCGAGUGCCUGAAACAGGAGUUCACGAAAAAGAGCAACCUCGAAGUGCUGGUGUACCCGGCGCCGCGGGUGUCCACCGCGAUCGUCGAACCGUACAAUUCCGUGCUGGUGUCGCACAAGACGCUGGACAUCACCGACUGCACGUUCAUGGUGGACAACGAGGCCAUAUACGACAUAAGCUCCAGCAAGCUAGAGGUGGAACGGCCCACGUACACCAAUCUCAACCGAAUCAUAAGUCAGGUGGUGUCGUCCAUCACGGCGUCCCUUCGAUUUCACGGGUCGCUCAACGUGGACAUCAACGAGUUCCAGACCAAUCUGGUCCCGUUCCCGCGCAUACACUUCCCCCUGCUGGCGUACGCACCGUUCGUGUCAUCGCACAAGUCCGCGCACGAGUGUCCGUCCAUCAAGGACAUAACCGUUGCCUGCUUCGAACAGGGCAAUCAAUUGUUCCGCCUGGACAACAAGCGGUCGGCCAACGGCGGCGGCAAGUACAUCGCAUGUUGCAUGCUGUACCGCGGUGACGCCGUGCCCAAAGACAUCAACUACGCCAUCUCGCACUUGAAAAACACCAAACAUUUGGAAUUCGUCGACUGGUGUCCGACCGGGUUCAAGGUGGGCAUCAAUUAUCGGCCUCCCGCGUCCGUGGCCGGCGGCGACGACAUGAUCGGUUGUGGCCGGGCGGUAUGCAUGAUGUCCAACACGACAGCCAUAGCGGCCGCGUGGACGAGCUUGUGCCAUAAAUUCGACCUGAUGUUCCGCAAACGGGCGUUCAUCCAUUGGUACGAAAGCGAAGGAAUGGAAAAGGCCGAAUUCCGAGACGCCAGGGAAGACCUGGAAACUCUACUGAACGAUUACAAAGAGCUGGAGCCUUUCCCCGACAGCGAAGACGAAGAAGACAAUCAUUCUCUUUGCCUGUAUACCUAA